This is a messenger RNA of Zalophus californianus (California sea lion), 5194 nucleotides long. It is a transcript of the gene XRN2, whose product is annotated as 5'-3' exoribonuclease 2. The transcript is spliced from 29 exons. Gene Ontology annotation, biological process: nuclear-transcribed mRNA catabolic process. The record is from RefSeq and is a predicted model, not a curated record. Gene Ontology annotation, molecular function: RNA binding; 5'-3' RNA exonuclease activity. Gene Ontology annotation, cellular component: nucleus. NCBI's taxonomy places the organism in Eukaryota, Metazoa, Chordata, Mammalia, Carnivora, Otariidae. Bases 139 to 3009 code for a protein of 956 amino acids.
GGCGCAGUCGUGACGUCACUUCCCGUCGCCGGCGCGCACGUGGGAGGAAGUGCCGGUGCCCGCGGCCGCCGCUCCUGCUCGUCUCUCUGGUUACGUUCGUCAGCCGGUCGGGCCGCUUCCUCCAGCUGGGCAGCCGCAAUGGGAGUCCCGGCUUUCUUUCGCUGGCUCAGCCGCAAGUACCCGUCCAUCAUUGUCAACUGCGUGGAAGAGAAGCCAAAAGAAUGCAAUGGUGUAAAGGUUCCUGUUGAUGCCAGUAAACCAAAUCCAAAUGAUGUGGAGUUUGAUAAUCUGUAUUUGGAUAUGAAUGGAAUCAUCCAUCCUUGUACUCAUCCCGAAGACAAACCAGCACCAAAAAAUGAGGAUGAAAUGAUGGUUGCAAUUUUUGAGUACAUUGACAGACUUUUCAAUAUUGUAAGACCAAGACGACUUCUCUACAUGGCAAUAGAUGGAGUGGCACCACGUGCUAAAAUGAACCAGCAGCGUUCCAGAAGGUUCAGAGCAUCAAAAGAAGGAAUGGAAGCUGCAGUGGAGAAGCAGCGAGUCAGGGAAGAAAUACUGGCAAAAGGUGGCUUUCUUCCUCCAGAAGAAAUAAAAGAAAGAUUUGACAGCAACUGUAUUACACCAGGAACUGAGUUCAUGGACAAUCUUGCUAAAUGCCUUCGCUAUUACAUAGCUGAUCGUUUAAAUAAUGACCCUGGGUGGAAAAACUUGACAGUUAUUUUAUCUGAUGCUAGUGCUCCUGGUGAAGGAGAACAUAAAAUCAUGGAUUAUAUUAGAAGACAAAGAGCCCAACCUAACCAUGACCCAAACACUCAUCAUUGCUUAUGUGGAGCAGAUGCUGAUCUCAUUAUGCUCGGCCUUGCUACACAUGAACCCAACUUUACCAUCAUUAGAGAAGAAUUCAAACCAAACAAACCCAAACCAUGUGGACUUUGUAACCAGUUUGGACAUGAGGUCAAGGACUGUGAAGGUUUGCCAAGAGAAAAGAAGGGGAAGCAUGAUGAACUUGCAGAUAGUCUUCCUUGUGCAGAAGGAGAAUUUAUCUUCCUUCGUCUUAAUGUUCUUCGUGAGUAUUUGGAAAGAGAGCUCACCAUGGCCAGCCUGCCGUUUACAUUUGAUGUUGAGAGGAGUAUUGAUGACUGGGUCUUCAUGUGCUUCUUUGUGGGAAAUGACUUCCUUCCUCACCUGCCAUCAUUAGAAAUUAGGGAAGGUGCAAUUGACCGUUUGGUUAACAUAUACAAAAAUGUGGUACACAAAACUGGGGGUUACCUUACAGAAAGUGGUUAUGUCAAUCUGCAAAGAGUACAGAUGAUCAUGUUAGCAGUUGGUGAAGUUGAGGAUAGCAUUUUUAAAAAGAGAAAGGAUGAUGAGGACAGUUUUAGAAGACGACAGAAAGAAAAAAGAAAGAGAAUGAAGAGAGAUCAACCAGCUUUCUCUCCUGGUGGAAUAUUAACGCCUCAUGCCUUGGGUUCAAGAAAUUCACCGGGUUCUCAAGUAGCCAGUAAUCCGAGACAAGCAGCCUAUGAAAUGAGGAUGCAGAAUAACUCUAGUCCUUCAAUAUCUCCUAAUACGAGUUUCACUUCUGAUGGCUCCCCAUCUCCAAUAGGAGGAAUUAAGCGAAAAGCAGAAGACAGUGACAGUGAACCUGAGCCAGAGGAUAACGUCAGGCUAUGGGAAGCUGGUUGGAAGCAGCGGUACUACAAGAACAAAUUUGACGUUGAUGCAGCUGAUGAGAAAUUCCGUCGUAAAGUUGUACAGUCUUAUGUUGAGGGGCUCUGCUGGGUUCUUCGAUAUUAUUACCAGGGCUGUGCUUCCUGGAAGUGGUAUUAUCCAUUCCAUUAUGCACCAUUUGCUUCAGACUUUGAAGGUAUUGCAGACAUGCCAUCUGAUUUUGAGAAGGGCACUAAACCAUUUAAACCAUUGGAACAACUUAUGGGAGUUUUUCCAGCUGCAAGUGGUAACUUUCUACCUCCAUCAUGGCGGAAGCUCAUGAGUGAUCCCGAUUCUAGUAUAAUUGACUUCUACCCUGAAGAUUUUGCUAUUGAUUUGAAUGGGAAGAAAUAUGCAUGGCAAGGUGUUGCUCUGUUGCCUUUUGUGGACGAGCGAAGGCUGCGAGCUGCUCUAGAAGAGGUAUACCCAGACCUCACUCCAGAAGAGACUAAAAGAAACAGUCUUGGUGGUGACGUCUUAUUUGUGGGGAAACAUCACCCACUCCAUGACUUCAUUUUAGAACUCUACCAGACAGGUUCCACAGAGCCAGUGGAUGUACCACCUGAACUAUGUCAUGGGAUUCAAGGAAAGUUUUCUUUGGAUGAAGAAGCUGUUCUUCCAGAUCAAAUAGUAUGUUCUCCUGUCCCCAUGUUACGGGAUCUAACACAGAACACUGCAAUCAGUAUUAAUUUUAAAGACCCACAGUUUGCUGAAGACUACAUUUUUAAAGCUGUAAUGCUUCCAGGAGCAAGAAAACCAGCACCAGUACUGAAACCUAGUGACUGGGAAAAGUCCAGCAAUGGACGGCAGUGGAAGCCCCAGCUUGGCUUUAAUCGGGACCGGCGGCCUGUCCACCUGGAUCAGGCUGCAUUCAGGACUUUGGGCCAUGUUAUGCCAAGAGGCUCAGGGGCUGGCAUUUACGGCAACGCUGCACCACCACCUGCAACUUAUCAGGGGAACUUAUACAGGCCACUGUUGAGAGGACAAGCCCAGAUUCCAAAACUUAUGUCAAAUAUGAGGCCGCAGGAUUCCUGGCGGGGUCCUCCUCCCCUUUUCCAGCAGCAAAGAUUUGACAGAGGCGUUGGGGCUGAACCUCUGCUGCCAUGGAACCGGAUGCUCCAAACCCAAAAUGCAGCUUUCCAGCCAAACCAGUACCAGAUGCUAGCUGGACCUGGCGGGUAUCCACCCAGACGUGAUGAUCGUGGAGGGAGACAGGUGAUACAGUGUGGGCUGUGGGAUGAAAAGCAUGCUGCUCUCUUUGUACUUAGCCAUGCUUCUCAGGACACCAUAUUUUCUUAAAAACAUUUAUGGAUAAGAUACUGAUAGAGUAGGUCAGCUGAACUGGGUCCUCCAUUUUAAAACAUAUAGAGUGAGUAUGUGCCUUACUACAUCUGUUCUACCCUGAAGAUGCUAAAGAUUUUCCAGCCCCAAAGCCCUUUUAAUGAUACACUUGAUCUUAGCCAAAAGGCCGAGAAGCAAUAGCCCUUUUAAUCAUAGCAGUCAGUAAUAUUUAGCAUAAAUAGAGUCAGUUGCCAAAACAUUUUUUUAUCCUUUAAGGAUGUUGUUCUUUGUUUUAGUAGAAACUAGAUUUCAUAAUAGAUGAUAAUUUUCUAGAAGCUGAAAGUAACAGUCUAUCCUUUUAGCUGUUACCUUUAUUCAUCUUAGAGGUCUCCUGUCUUGAUUCAUCUUUGAUAUACCUUUUCAUGGAAAGAAAUCUCUCCAUUUUUUCCCAGAUUUCUUCAGCUAAAUUUAAAAUAGCUGUAUAUUGAGUAUAACAAUUCCUAGACAAAUUUAUUUAGUAUGUGUAAGCUUCAUUUCCUUCUCUAUAAAGCAUCCAGUUUUAGCAAAAUUUAAGACAGAGGUCUGUCUGCCUCAGUCUAUUUGUCCCCCAACCAUUUGAUGCCCUGGCCCGUAUUUACAUGCUCUGCAAUCAAAUCCUUACCAGAGAGCAGGGUCAGAAUGCUAUGAUUUAGUGUGGGCAGUGUUCAUGGAGUUUAGCACCUGCGGUGAUGUGAAGUCGUUUUAAAAUUGCUUACCUGAUUUUGCCUAUAGGCCUUUUGCAGUGCUUUGAAUAUUAAUUUUCUUACACAGGUUCUUGCCAUGCAUCCGUUUGUGUAAGACCUCUCUCUCUUGAAAGCAUAGGAAGAUCUUUUUUUUUAUACUUUUUUGUGUAUCUUUUUACAAGGCUGUUCACUUUACAAGAAAAUAAUCAUCUUAAUUAUCUUUUGAGAGAAUUUUGUUAACAGUUUAUUAAAAUCUGUUCAAAGAAUUUUACUUUGAAUUACUGUCAGCUCCAGAGUUCUAAAAAUCAUAUCAGUAGUUUUCCACUUCAUACGGGAUGAUAGUAGGCAGUCUACAUAAUGAGUAUUUUUGAUAUGGGGACAUACUUAUAAACAAGAAGAAACCCUGGAGAAUUUUUAGUCUGAUCACCUCAUUUUCCAAGUGGGAAAUCACAAUCCUGCGGCACCUGCACUUGGGCAGCAGAGCUGGGGACUGGCUGCCCAGUCCUUCUGAGCCCAGUUCCUCCGGUUUCUCAUCUCCUUCAGAGGAGGUGUUCCUUGGAAGGAACUCUGCUGUUACAGCAGGUAAAAUCAUUAUUCACUUAGAAGAUAUAAACCAAUUGGUAAAUUUAUAAUUCUUUUAGGAUCUUUUAGAAAUACAUUUCUUUUUUUCAGUCUCUUUUCUCACAGAGCUACUUUUUAAAUAAAAUCACAGGUUUUAAAGCACUAUUAAAUUGCAGAAGUUCAUUGUUAAAAACAGUAUAAUUAUGACUUCACUAUAUUUCGUGAAGUUUAUAUGACUAAAAAAGGCCUUGAUGGUCUACACACACUCAUAUUUAAAACUACUGAAUGACAAUACAGAGGCAGGGCCUGGGGUGGGGAGUCUGUUUGAGAAUCCUAGAGGCCUGGAAAGGGAAUUGUGAGGGAAUUUUUUUGUACAGAAAUGUUAUUUGCAAGCUUACUAGGGUAUGUUGUGAAUGUCACCAGUAAUUGAUUAUGUAAUAAUCUAAUGUGUUACUUAAUACUCUACUAUCUAUAGCUAAACAAAAAAAAAUCCCUAAAAUUAAUAGUUCAUUAGGCUUCAGCUGACUUACUUAUUAGCAAGCUCUUGCCUUGGUUAAGCAAAAUGACUUCUAGUAUAAUAUGUUUAAACAUGAUGUGGACAUCUUACCACAAUGUGACUUGAAUUACUGCCAGGGAUGGCAGGGAAGAUUGAGAACCACUAGUCUUUUACACAGAACACUUAACUGUAGUUCAUUUGUGUGCAUUUUAAGGAGUUCUUAAGUGCUUGUUAAGGCUUCUUUGGGUAGUUUUCUGUGGUAGCAUUUGUAGCAAGCAUUACAUAAAACUGGGGGCCUAAGGUACCUAUUUAUGAGAGACCGUCCAUAGGAUAUACUUUUAAGGCAUAUUCAGCUUCUUUAUGGUGUGUUUUUCCAGAGAAAUGUAAAAUUAAUUUCUUUGAAGGGGUGUUAAUCCAGAAAAUA